CAGAAAAAUCCCCGGAUGCUGCCUAGCCUAAGACCGGCUCGGAACUUUCCAGAAAAGUCGAGAUCGUCUGCCUCGGCUAAAGGCCGCCGCGAACGAGGACCGGGCUUGGCUUGCUGUCGGGGAAGGGGUGGGGAGCCUGAAGACGGAUUUUUGCCCCUCGGCCGAGAGUGCGCGAUAUCAGUGGCAAGAUGGUGAAGGAGACUACGUAUUACGAUGUGCUUGGGGUAAAGCCUAACGCUUCCCAAGAGGAACUGAAAAAAGCCUAUAGGAAGCUGGCACUGAAAUACCAUCCUGAUAAGAAUCCUAAUGAAGGUGAAAAGUUCAAGCAGAUCUCUCAAGCGUACGAAGUACUUUCUGAUGCCAAGAAAAGAGACUUGUAUGAUAAAGGUGGUGAACAAGCUAUAAAAGAGGGUGGUAGCGGAAGCGGCUUUGGAUCACCUAUGGAUAUCUUUGAUAUGUUUUUUGGAGGAGGUGGAAGAAUGCAAAGGGAGAGAAGAGGUAAAAAUGUUGUUCAUCAGUUGUCAGUAACAUUAGAAGACUUGUACAAUGGAGCGACACGAAAGCUCGCUCUGCAGAAGAACGUGAUUUGUGACAAAUGUGAAGGCCGAGGUGGUAAAAAGGGUGCUGUGGAAUGCUGCCUAAAUUGCAGAGGGACAGGCAUGCAGAUAAGAAUUCACCAGAUAGGACCUGGAAUGGUUCAGCAAAUUCAGUCUGUGUGUAUGGAAUGUCAGGGCCAUGGAGAGCGCAUCAGUCCCAAGGACCGGUGUAAAAACUGCAAUGGAAGGAAGAUUAUUAGAGAGAAGAAAAUCCUGGAAGUUCAUAUUGAUAAAGGAAUGAAAGAUGGUCAAAAGAUAACUUUUCACGGUGAAGGUGAUCAAGAGCCAGGGUUGGAGCCUGGAGACAUCAUCAUUGUCUUGGAUCAAAAAGACCAUUCUUUGUUUACAAGACGGGGUGAAGACCUGUUCAUGAGCAUGGAUAUUCAGUUGGUUGAAGCACUCUGUGGCUUUCAGAAACCUAUUGCAAUGCUGGAUAAUCGAACCAUAAUCAUUACUUCUCACCCUGGUCAGAUUGUCAAGCAUGGCGAUAUUAAGUGUGUGCUGAAUGAGGGCAUGCCUAUCUAUCGUAGACCAUAUGAAAAGGGCCGUCUGAUCAUUGAGUUCAAGGUCAUCUUUCCAGACAGUGGCUUCCUUUCUUCAGAUAAGCUGUGUCUGUUGGAAAAGCUGCUGCCUCCAAGGGAAGAUGUGGAAGAAGCCGAAGAAAUGGACCAGGUAGAGUUGAUGGACUUUGACCCAUCUCAGGAAAGAAGGCAACAUUACAACGGGGAAGCUUAUGAAGACGACGAGCACCACCCUAGAGGUGGCGUCCAGUGCCAGACAAGUUAGAAAGGCCCCCCUGAGUCCCCUUGUGGCACCUGUCUCGUACGUCAGUUGUGGAUGAGUGAAGGACUGCAGUUGCUCAACUCUUAAACUUGCCAUUGUCCCUAUAAUAUUAAAUAAUAAGUUGUUUAUAAAUCAGGUUAACAAACUAAAUUAGUAAAAGCUACUUCAAUCAAGUAGGUUGACGUUCAUAUUUCCAUAUGGCCUAAGAAAAUCCAGGCGCGAACUUGCUCUGGCUGUUUUUUUGUGUUUUUUUUAAUUUUGUGCAUUGUAAUUGUAUUGUGUGCAAACGCACUGGCUUAGUAUUCAGUGAUUUCUGUUUAGUAUUAAAUUAUAUUCCCUCUUCAGUAUGCACAUGUAUUUAUGAUUCAUGUUAAGAUGUGAAAUUAAAGGUUUUGUAUUCAUCAGCCCCUACAUAUGUUGAUGUGUUUUGGAUGUGUAGUUGUUUGGAAUGUCACAGUGUAUCGCCAUGCCACUGUGCUGGCUUUACAGGAGCACCACUGAGCUCCAGAUGCGCAGUGAAACUUGUGUGGGAGGAGGAAGUGGCGAUGUAGUGACAGGAAAAACAAGAUGGAAGAAACCCCCUGACCCUAACAGCCUAUAAGAUUUUGCUUUCAUUCCCUGUUAAAGUUUAUAUAGGAUCCUAAUCCAGUUAACAUGGUUGAAAGCUUCCAUGCCGGAGACACUUAACAACAGUAUUGCAGGUGAACAAAAGUAGCAUGAAACUUCCUUUUACGCAAAGGUUAAAAACUAACAUACUUGCUUUCAGAGGGAGCUGCUAAGUGACUAACGCAAAAGAAACUUUAAACUGCAUGUGUACUUGACAAAAUCCCAUCUCUGGCAUUCAUAGCCCAUUCCUAAAUUAAGCUGCUAUAGAUUUUGUGCAGUUUCUUAAAGUUCAGAAUUUUAACCAUGUGGCUUGGGACAAGCUUGUGUUACAGUUCAUACGCGGUCUUCAGUGAUAGACAAAUAACUGUUGUGUGUACUGCUGGCAAAGAAAGAACUUAAUAUUUACUCCAGUGCCUCUUUUGAGACUCAAGGUGAUAUUUGAUUCCCACCCACCCAACUGCUGUCAUAGGUAGUCCAUUACCUUCCGGAGCCAUCACCCCAUGAGGCCUUGAUGAGCCAUAACUCUGAGUCCUUUGAUUUGAUCAAAUUAUGUAGCAUGUAAUCAUAGUCCUUGUGGUGAGGAUUAGUGUGUGACCUUUUUUAAAAAAAAUGCUUGCAUAUUGUAUUUCAGCUCCCUUGAGGGAAAAUAAACACUGUGCUUUUA
Molecule: messenger RNA, 2649 nt
Organism: Sphaerodactylus townsendi
Lineage: Eukaryota; Metazoa; Chordata; Lepidosauria; Squamata; Sphaerodactylidae
Gene: DNAJA1
Product: DnaJ heat shock protein family (Hsp40) member A1
Exons: 9
Coding region: 189-1382 (397 amino acids)
Biological process (GO): response to heat; protein refolding
Cellular component (GO): cytosol; cytoplasm
Molecular function (GO): Hsp70 protein binding; ATP binding
Source: RefSeq, a predicted model, not a curated record